Molecule: messenger RNA, 1892 nt
Organism: Belonocnema kinseyi
Lineage: Eukaryota; Metazoa; Arthropoda; Insecta; Hymenoptera; Cynipidae
Exons: 5
Coding region: 321-1097 (258 amino acids)
Cellular component (GO): membrane
Source: RefSeq, a predicted model, not a curated record
UGCACCCCAAAUCUGAAAUUGUGCGCACUUUGGUGCCUUCCACUUCUAAAAAUGAUACAGUCUUGAAGUUUAUUUACAAAAAAAAAAUAAAUAAAAUGGAAAAUCUAAUAUUUAUUGUUAUUUACCCUUGAAAAUUAGAUGUGCGAUGGAGUGGUGUUUUUUCGCUACUUAUCUUUUAUCGCCCCAGAAUCAGCUGGUCCCUACGACUGAUUUUACUUCGCAUUAUUCGUCUUGAGGAAAAUUAAAAUUACAAAAUGAGAAAAAAAGCGGAGGUCUAGAGAAAAUAUUUCUUCGACUGCAACAAUCAGUUGGUUAAAAAAAUGGCGAUAGGGUUUACAGAUGGUAACGAAGAAACAACAUCAACAAGAAACUCAACAUCAGAAUUACCAGUUUAUCAAACAUCAGCAGUUAACGAAAUUGGGACAUUCACGAAUAUUACGUCACAUCCAUCGGAAUCGACAAAUGUGGAUUCUAAUAUUCGAGGCGAAGUUGACAGUAGUCUAAAAAAUACAAAAAAGUCUGAAUUAGUAAAUAGUGUAGGAAUUUUUCUCAAAGUUGCAGAGAUGGUAUUCGACAUUGUUAGUUUCGUUGUAAUAAGGGAAUCUCACUAUGCUAAUUCAACACCUAGAAUAUGCUUUAGUUUAGUAUCUUCACUUGGAUUCACAAUUACUGGGUGCUUAUUAGCUUUGUAUGCAUUUGGUGCUUUCAAAAAACCAUGUAUUAAUGUUCUUCCAUUUGAGUAUUUGUUUUGUAUUCUAUGGGCUUGUGCUUUUAUGGCAGCAUCCAUCUUCUUAUUAGCUGAUAGUGGCAAUGAUUUUGAAGGAGAAUCCGGAAAAGCACUGAUAUAUGGAUUUGUGUCUAUGCUACUCUAUUGUCUCGAGGCUUGCUUAAACUGCAAGGUGAUGUUGAAAAGGAAGACAGAGUCUGAAGUAAAACGAGAAAGUAUUAAAUUAUGUGAUAAUUGUAGAUGGUGGAAUCAGCCCUCAAGUAAAGCAUACAAUGGGACCGAAUCUAGAAACAAUAGUGAUCCCAAUGAACAUUGGACAAGAUUUUAUGACCUGAAUGCAAUAAGUGAUGGAUGUAUCAUAAUUUUUUAAAAACAUCUAGUGUUGUCCUAUGAAAGUUUAAUAUUUCAACGUUAAUUAAGAUAAAUGUAAAAACAAACCGAAAUCGCACUUUUACCCCUCUAGUAUUUUUCUUACUUAGGAAAAGAUGUAUCCAUAAAAUAAUUCAAACCAUGAAUUAUUAUCAUCGUUUAUUAUGAUUUUGUAUCACUGUGAUAAUUUAAUCAUAAACAUUCAUAACCCGUGGCUGCGUCCAACUUUAUUAGAAGUGCUCGCAUUUGCCUAGAGGUUUAGCCAGGGGAGAGGAAAACUGCAGAAAACUGAAGAUUCUUGUUUAUAAAAUAUUUUUCUAUAUUAUUUUUGAAAAUUUUAGUUUGCAAUGACAUGAGAAUUUAUACAUGAUUUAAUACGAGACGCCAAAAAUGAUCACAAUGUCAAUUUGCACUGGAGAAUAUGAAUUGAUUUUUUAAAUUAUUUUGAAGUAAGAUUGGGAUCCUGGAAGGUGUGAAAAUAAUGGAUAAUGAUAGAAGAGAAACAUAUUUUCGGACUCGAUGAAUUAAAUAAUAAUAGUAUCUUUGGGUUGGUAUCGUUAUUGUGAUAUAAAUAUACAAAGAAUUGGAAUUGUAAUGGUACAACAAGAAUUAAGAUGAGCGUUUUAAGAAACUGUCGGCAAAUAUUGUUUGAUAUAUAAUUUUUAUUAUAUAUUGUUGAUUCGUGGUGUUAAAUUACUACGCAAUUUUUGUAACAGAAAAACAUUUUCUUAUUGUUAACAUAUUUUUCUAAAAGAAAUAUUUCUUCACUUUAUCUUUCAUUAAAAUUUUUGUAAUA